AUCGUGAGAGCGUGAGUCUGUGAGUGUGUGAGAGAGAGAGAGAGUGGGGUCUGGGUGCAAAUUAAACUUCUCAGGGGGUUCCAAAAAAAAACAUUACAAGGGGGUAAGUAUAAUUUUUUCUUUUUUCAGGGGGUUCAACUUGGCUGUGGGUCCGCCCCUGAGUGGAAGGAAGCGAUUGCGUUUCUUUGGGGUGGAAUAGAACUUGGUUCUCAUUCUUAUAUAUAUUCUUGUUAAUGUUCAUUCCUUUCAUCUAUCAUCCAUUGUUUUCAUUCUUCACCUCUAGACAUUGCUGGCAUAACUGUUAAUCAGUAAUCACUGGCAAAUGGGACUGCUUUCCAAUAGGAUUGAUCGGAGACAGUUGAAUCCUGGCGAUCACAUUUACUCUUGGAGGCAGGCUUACCUCUAUGCACAUCAUGGAAUAUAUGUUGGUGAGGGAAAGGUGAUCCACUUCACCCAGAGAGCAGACCCAGAGAACGGAAAGGGAAGCUGUCUCAUCAUAAGUUCAUUGCUCUCUCCAACUGAGAUUCCAUGCCCAACAUGUGGUGAACAAACAAGGACUGAUGGUGUCAUCUCUUCAUGCAUGGACUGUUUUCUUAAUGGUGGUGAUCUUUAUCGCUUUGAGUAUGGUGUCUCAGGUAUGUUUUUUCUAGCCAAAGUUAGAGGGGGUACAUGCACCCUUGCCUCUUCUGACCCACCUGAAGAAGUCCUCCACCGCGCCCAGUUUCUUCUUGAGAAUGGAUUCGGUGGCUACGAUGUCUUCAAGAAGAACUGUGAAGACUUUGCAAUUUACUGUAAGACAGGCCUUCUUGUUUGGGGCCAGAGCGGGCAAGUAGCGUCUUACUAUGCUGCUGCUAAUGCUAUAGCAUGGUCACCAAUUCGAUUGAUGACCACCAGUUUAGGCUUUCUUGGUGGUAUUGGUGGUCUGUCAUUGGUUGGCUGUGGCUCCUACUGUGCUAGCCGGUUGAGUUAUGAUAUUGGAGUACGCAAGGAUAAAAUUAAAAUUCCAGUGGAGAAGAUAGCCGAGAUGGCUAGGGAAGGCUAGAUGGGUUGCACUAAACUCUAUUUCUGUUUUCAUAUGUUAUUAUGUGUAAGAUGUUCUUGACAAACAAUUUGGCAAUUUAAUCUCAUGCUUUUGAUC
Molecule: messenger RNA, 1138 nt
Organism: Lotus japonicus
Lineage: Eukaryota; Viridiplantae; Streptophyta; Magnoliopsida; Fabales; Fabaceae
Product: protein LEAD-SENSITIVE 1-like
Exons: 2
Coding region: 323-1042 (239 amino acids)
Source: RefSeq, a predicted model, not a curated record